Acanthoscelides obtectus is the source of this 915-nucleotide messenger RNA. Lineage: Eukaryota; Metazoa; Arthropoda; Insecta; Coleoptera; Chrysomelidae. The record is from the annotation of a GenBank genome assembly.
AUGGAACUCAGCCAAGAACGUUUUCGCGCCAUAAUUUAUUACAACUUUCAGAGACAACUAUCGCAACAAGAAGGCCUUGCUGAGUUACUGUCUGUUUUCGGCAACGAAGCGCCACAUCAUUCGACAAUUUCCCGUUGUCUUAGCGACGAUCCCAGGGUGGGUGCACCAAAAACGGCAUUCACCCAGGAAAACGUCGAUGCUACAUGUGACCAAAGAUCAAAGACCUCAAUUCAAAAAAAUUUACAUGAAGAAUUAGGAGAAAGAAAAUUAGUUUCUCGUUGGAUACCCCACCUGUUGACUGAAGAGCAGAAAGCAGCCAGGGUUAAUUGGUGUCAAAAAACGCUUGAGCAUUUCAAUUCCGUAAACUCAAAAUAUGUGUACAGCAUUGUUAGUGGUGAUGAAUCGUGGAUUUACUGUUAUGAACCAGAAAAUAAACGACAGUCGGCUGUUCCAAGAUGGUCGCUACAUGUGUGUCAAAAAGCGGGUCAUAUUGCAACAAUUCCUCUUAAUGAGCAAAGAACUGUUACUGCGGAUUGGUAUACCACCAUUUAUUUGCCAAAAGUCAUCACCGAGCUUCGAAAAAUCAACCCCGAAAGAAGAAUCAUCCUCCACCAAGACAAUGCAAGCUCGCACGGAGCCCAAAAAACAAGGCAGUAUUUAACGGAAGAAAACGUGGAAUUAUUGGACCAUCCUCCAUAUAGUCCCGAUCUAAGUCCUAACAAUUUCUUUACUUUCCCGAAAAUUAAAAACAGACUGCGUGGUCAAAGGUUCACGUCAUCAGAAGAAGCAGUUGACGCAUUCAAAAAUGCCGUUUUGGAUCUGCCAGCAAACGAGUGGAAUAAGUACUUCGAAAAUUGGUUCGAGCGCAUGCGUAUGUGUAUUAAUCUUCGUGGAGAAUACUUCGAAAAACAAUAA